AUGGCGGCAAGGAAACUGCAACAAGAAGUGGACAAGUGCUUCAAGAAGGUGGCGGAGGGAAUCGCCGAAUUCGAGGGCAUCUACGACAAGAUCGAACAAUCAAAUAACCCGGCCCAGAAAGAGAAGCUCGAAGACCAGCUGAAACGUGAGAUCAAGAAGCUGCAGCGGUUGCGCGACCAGAUCAAGACAUGGGCGGCGAGUAACGACAUCAAGGACAAGGCUCCCUUAUUGGAGCACCGCAAGCUGAUAGAAACGCAAAUGGAGAAGUUCAAGGCGGUUGAGAAGGCCAUGAAGACCAAGGCCUACUCCAAGGAAGGUCUAUCAGCUGCGGCCAAGCUAGAUCCCAAGGAGCAGGCCAAGGUCGAGACCAGCGACUUCCUCAACGGCACCGUCGACGAACUGGAACAGCAGAUCGAGACCCUCGAGGCCGAGAGCGAAGCCUUAUCAGCGACGAUGAAGAGGGGCAAGAACCACAACCAGAAGGCAGAACGCAUCGCAACGAUCGAGACCAUCAUCGAGCGACAUAAAUUCCAUCAAGGCAAGCUAGAACUCAUCCGAAGAUCGUUGGAGAAUGGCGCCAUCACGACGGAUCAGGUCAAGGAUCUCGAGGAGAGCAUCAAGUACUACGUCUCCGACGGCAUGAACGAUGACUUCAUGGAAGACGAGGGGCUCUACGAUGAGCUGGAUCUUGACGAGGAGGAGGGCACCUACGGUAUGUCUUUGGACAACGAGAAGGGCUCAUCACAGGACACACAAUCCGUGCAAGACGACUUCGUACCAGAGCUCGAACCGCCAGUGAAAACGAGGAAAGUGCAGAAGGAACCCGACGUCCCGACCACCACCGCCCGAAAGACUUCAUCCCAGACCAAGUCACCCUUACCAGCACUCGCGACGUUACAUACUCCGCUUUCUACAACCAACGGGACUGGCAGCGGCCCUUCAAUGAAGCCGGCAUCUUUACCCACCAGGCCAGCGGGCGAGGGUCUGAAGUAUGCCUCAGCGGCGGCAGCAGCUGCGGCCAGCGACAAGAACAAUGUGGGCAUCGCACCUUUACCACCGCCGCCUGGGUCUCAGAGCAUAGGCAUAUCACCGUUACCGCCAAUCCAGGCCAGGACGAGUGCGACAAGUUCUCCCGCCACCUCGAUGGUGCUGCCUGCAUCGUCGUCAUCUGAUUCUAGGCACAUUCCGGGGACCAGCUCGGGGCUACCAGAAGCGGACUCAUCUGUGCUGAUUACUCCUGCUCGACAAAAGAAGACCAAGGCUGCGAAGCAAUCCGCAGCCGCAGAGGCAGCAGAGUCAAGCAAAGGUACUUUUCCGGACCCCAAUUGUGAUUACGACGCUCUUAGCAUAUUGACGUGUUCCGCAGCAGUUGUCCCGACGAACGGGGUUACGAAUGGCAUCAAGCCAAUCGAGGAGGCCGAAGAGGAGUCCAUCUAUCACCUUCCAGCCUCAUUACACGACCUUGUCGAGUCGUUCGAGGGCUCGAAAAAGCGUAUCCCGCAUCCCGCGUCACAGGCUGCCAUCCGAAUGAUGAGCACAAGCCAGGCCAGCUGCCCCGACCAAAGUGAUGCGGACUUCCCCCGGAGCUACCACCCCGAUGCGCCCAUGCCGGCCGCCUCAGCGUCAGGAUUCCCCAAGGAGCCCCUGCCCAUCUUCGACGACCCAAGGCUGUACUCUCGCAUAGACUCCGACACCCUGUUCUACGUGUUCUACUACAAGCAGGGGACGCCGCACCAGUACCUGGCCGCCAAGGCGCUCAAGGACCAGAGCUGGCGCUUCCACAAGCAGUACCAGACUUGGUUCCAGCGUCACGAGGAGCCCAAGAACAUCACCGACGAGUUCGAGCAGGGCACAUACCGCUUCUUCGACUACGAGAGCACCUGGAUGAACCGGAGGAAAGCCGACUUCAAGUUUGCUUACAAGUUCCUCGAAGACGAUAUCUAA
Messenger RNA from Clonostachys rhizophaga, 1944 nucleotides. The record is from the annotation of a GenBank genome assembly. Lineage: Eukaryota; Fungi; Ascomycota; Sordariomycetes; Hypocreales; Bionectriaceae.